AUGCCAGCGGACGGGAGUAUGCCAGAGAGGUGGUACAAGAGAAAAUCGAGAAUUGUGAUAUGCGGAAAUUUGGCAUCGCACCAACCUGGGGAAGUCUAUACAAACACAGCUCCAGCAGAGGUGGUGCGAGCAGCAAUCGCCAUAGCCCGCAUGUUCAACUGGGAUUUGGGCAUCAUAGACGUCGUGGCCGCCUUUUUACAGACGCCCCUGGAAGGGUUGAAAGGCGCACCCCUCGUGUAUGGCAUCCCUCCUAAACUUUUGGUGAAGGCUGGACUAUGCAAGCCUGGGGAAUUGUGGAAGCUAACUCAUGCAGUAUAUGGGCUGCAGGAGUCACCAAAGCUAUGGGGUAUGUACAGAGAUAUUCGACUGGCGCAAAUACAGCUGGUUUUUGAGGGCAAGAAGGUAGUGCUCAUGCAGGGAAGGGUAGAACCUUCGUGGUGGUCAAUUCUACAGGAAGGCUCUCAGUUGAUUGGGAUAUUGGUAGUGUACGUUGACGAUAUCUUACUGUGUGGAAGGCCUGAGCUGAUCAAGGAGAUUGCGGUUGCCAUCAGAGAGGUAUGGAAGACGAGCGAUCUGCAGCUGGUGUCUGAAGGGGCAAUAAGAUUCCUGGGCAUCGAGAUUUCUAUGUGCACACAGGGCUUCGCUUUGACGCAAAAGUCGUACAUAGAAGAGCUGGUCAGACUACAUCAGGUUCCACCAACGCGUCGUGACCUUAUUCCGAUCUCGAAGGACUUGGCAAACUUCAGUGUGGAGGAGCACGAGGGGGUAUACACGGAGCAGGAGCUGCGCAAGGCUCAGCAGUGCGCAGGGGAAUUGCUGUGGAUUUCUCAGGGCACCCGUCCAGAUCUGAGUUACGUAGCAUCCUUGGUGGGAUCUCUUUCUACUCGGGCGCCGAGAAGGGCCACACAGAUAGCAGAGAAGGCUAUUGCGUUUCUGCAGAGGACGAUGAGCUAUGCUCUGGUAUACUCAGGCGACAGCUCUGGCCUGGUGGGAUACUGUGAUGCCAGCUUCGCUCCAGAUGGGAGCCGCAGCCAUUCAGCAUGGUUGGUGCUCUUGAACGAUUGCGUCAUCUCAUGGAGAUCAGGAAGACAGAGCACAAUAACAUUGAGUACAGCGGAAUCCGAGCUUACGGCUAUGUCAGAAGUGGUCUUGGCCUUACAAAGCGUGGAUUCAAUGCUUCGAGAUGUUCUACCCGGAGGUCAGAAGUUACAGCUAUAUUCGGACUCAACGUCGGCGCUGGCUAUAGCAAAUGGUAGUGGAAGCUGGAGAACAAGACAUCUACGCCUUCGGAGUGCCUGGGUUUCAGAACUGAUAGCAAGCCAAGCAAUAACAGUGCAUCAUUGCAUCGGAGAAGUGCAGCCCGCGGACUUACUCACCAAAGCGCUGGCUUCUCAAAGAAUGAAGUCGCUAUCCAAGUUGAUCAAUCUUUACAGCCCUGAAGACAAUGAGGAUGGUGGCGAUAUCAGCGGCAGCAGCAGCAUCAACAUCAACAGCAUCAACGCCGGCAGCAGCGUAGCCUGUGAAGAGGAGGCAGUGGUUGUGAAGACAGCACUGGCUGUUGACUAUGGGAUGCUAACAUGGGCGUUCCUUUGGGCGACAGUUGUUGUGUUCUUGAUCACUUGGGAGCUGUUGAAAUGGUUGAUGAGUGGAACCCGGAGUGAGCAAAGGGCUCACGACGCAAAUGUUCUGCCCUCCGUGCAGAAGCUGGAUCCUCCUCGGGCAAAGCCAGACGCGGUGCCCAAGCCAGAAGUCGAAGCGCAUGCAGAAGAGCGGAUCCAACUUCUUAGAAGGUUGGCUCAGGGAGCAAAGGAGACUAAAGAGUGCGGGGUGCAGUCUGGAGCGUUUACCCCGUGUGGGCUGGUUCCAGAGACAAGGGUCAUCCUACGCUAUGUCCACGAGCCACCAGGAGAAACCUUCUUUGUGCCAGGGAACGAAUGCUACCACGUCUAUGGGGAUUGCCAUGCCUUUCGACACAGAGGAACUGCAGACCGCGUCGAGAAGCGCAGAAUCUGUCAGUACUGUGUCAACCGAGCUCAAGAUGAUCCAGACAAGAGUGCAGACUAUGGAAGAGACUUAGAGCGGGCUAGGGAGUACGAGCGGGUUUUCAACUCUCAGCUGCGAGUGUCGGGACAGAGCGUGGCGUCGCCUUCAAGUGAUGCAGCCUA
Symbiodinium sp. CCMP2456 is the source of this 2165-nucleotide messenger RNA. Lineage: Eukaryota; Dinophyceae; Suessiales; Symbiodiniaceae. The record is from the annotation of a GenBank genome assembly.